AUGGUACGUAUAAACGACCCAAGAGAUACUCUAAUAAACCCAGAACUGCAACUCGUCACAGAGAUUGUUAAUUAUGUUAUCCUAGGCGGAAGUUUGUCUGUCUUUGGGAUGAUAUCCAACAUCAUCAACAUGGUGGUGUUCUACAAACAAGGACUUCAAACUACAACAAACAUCAGCCUGUUUGCCUUGUCAUUAGCUGACCUACUAACUCUGGUCACUUUGUUCGAAUAUUCCAUCUGGAUGAACCCGUUGGUGGAGUUUUCUGAUACACCAGUCAACACCAGGGAGGUCCAGUACCUCAUCACUGGCUGGCCCAACGUCUGCUUCACCAGGAUCACGUGUCUCAUCAUGGCCUUCAUCACCGCUGAAAGAUACAUCAAUAUAAAAUACCCUCACAAAGCAAAGCAGAUCAUCACGCCGAAAAGGACUAAAGGUCUCAUUUUCAUCAUCUUCGUCAUCUCGAUAAUCAUGGUAAUGCCCAGCUACUCCUCCAUCUACUACGAUUGGAAAUUUUAUCCGCGAAGCAACGUAACGAAAAUCGGGAUUCACGUGAUCAACAAUGGAACCGUGGACAAAUAUUCGUUUCUCAUCAACGCAAUGUUAGGUUUGAUGGCGUUAUUUCUGUUGAUAAUGUUCACCUCUCUAAUUGUCUGGCAACUUCAUUUGAUGGUCCGCAGGCGGAGUGCGAGAACCAGCGACCCGCUGAAAGCGAGUUCAAGUCGAGAAAAGAAAGUGGUAAAAAUGGUCCUAAUUAUAGCCACCAUUCAGAUAUUCUGUACUGUGCCCAGCAUAGCGUUUUCUUUUGUAUGUCUUCUGGUCGAUGGGAUGACAAUCAUAGGAUUUCAUCAGAAUACUUUUUUCUUUAUUUGGUCCUUUAACUUUGUCCUGGGUGGGUUGAACUCGAGUGUGAAUAUAUUUCUCUACUACAAGAUGAAUUCUAAAUACAAAAACACGUUGCGUGAGAUGUUUGCCGGUUGCUCUGGGCUAUCUCAACCGCAUGCACAACUUCGUUCGGACAGCAUCUACAGUUGAUUUUGAUUCAAUCAGUAGCUACGGUGGAUUGUGAUUUUAACAACAUCUACUGUUGAUUUUUAUUCAAUCGGUAGCUACGGUGGAUUGUGAUUUUAACAGCAUCUACAGUUGAUUUUGAUUAAAUCAGUAGCUACGGUGGAUUGCGAUUUUAACAGCACCGACCGUGGAUUGUGAUUUGGUCAAGACCUACAGUAGAUUGUGAUUUGGUCAAGAUCUACAGAGGAUUAUGAUUUGAUAAGACCUACAGUGGAUUGUGAUUUGAUAAGACCUACAGUGGAUUAUGAUUUGAUAAGACCUACAGUGGAUUGUGAUUUGAUAAGACAUACAGUGGAUUGUGAUUUGUUCAAAACUUACAGUGGAUUGUGAUUUGAUUAGCACCAAAAGGGAUUGCAUUUCGAUUCAUCAGCCUUGAAGCAUUUUGUAUAUUUAUUUGAGAAGUUCUAUUGGUUUAUCAUAAGACCAAUAGUUACCGAGGAAGCAAAAUUUACUGAUAACUUUAUACUCUGAGUAAUUACAAUUUUACUGAUAACUUUAACCAAAACGGCUCUGACAUCUAUACCAAAGAAUUUGGUUUGCGUUUCUAAAAUAUUAUUAUUAAAUAAUUUUUACAUUUUAUUAUUUUUACCUCAAUGACAAAAUUUGUGAUCUUAUGAAAUUACUUGAAAUUACUAAAAUCCCAUAGUUAGUACCACAGUAAAAGUGCUUAUAUUUUCUACCCAGUCUCAAGAUCAAUCUGACCCGUCUUGAAAAUCGGUUCCGAUUACAACUUUCUUCAUAUAUAAAAUACAUUAAACACAAAUCAAAUUAACUUCACAAAUAAAGGCUUUAUUUUA
Physella acuta is the source of this 1865-nucleotide messenger RNA. RefSeq names its product G-protein coupled receptor 35-like. Gene Ontology annotation, cellular component: membrane. Gene Ontology annotation, molecular function: G protein-coupled receptor activity. NCBI's taxonomy places the organism in Eukaryota, Metazoa, Mollusca, Gastropoda, Physidae. Gene Ontology annotation, biological process: G protein-coupled receptor signaling pathway. The record is from RefSeq and is a predicted model, not a curated record.